AUUCGAGGUGCUACCACACACCGCUGUCCUUCGAAAUAUCGAGCCUGCCAAUGGUCUACUAGAAGGUGCCAAUGGGCACAGGGAGGCUAUCUAGGGUGCUACUGCCCGCUGUAAGAGAACGGCCACUUAGCUUACCGGUAUCGCGUGCGUCUGGUCUGAGGGUAGGUCGGCGGUUCGAAUCGACCGUCCGAUAUCCACUUUUUCGGCACGGCCUCCCUGUCUCCCCUGUGUAUACCCGCGUUUUUGGACCGGCCUCCAAGCCCUCAGGCCCCCGAUUUGACCGUUUUUUGGACCGGCCUACCGGCCGGAAGCCCCACGAUUUAUCCGCACCGCUGGACGGCCUAUGUGCGUAUAUUCCGGGGUCCUAGUAUAUCUGAUCUUUCCCUUUCCCCCUCUUCAUCUUUCGAC
This is a messenger RNA of Schizophyllum commune H4-8, 408 nucleotides long. RefSeq lists its product as uncharacterized. Lineage: Eukaryota; Fungi; Basidiomycota; Agaricomycetes; Agaricales; Schizophyllaceae. The transcript has a single exon. Bases 72 to 368 code for a protein of 98 amino acids. The record is from RefSeq and is a predicted model, not a curated record.